Molecule: messenger RNA, 982 nt
Organism: Odontomachus brunneus
Lineage: Eukaryota; Metazoa; Arthropoda; Insecta; Hymenoptera; Formicidae
Gene: aay
Product: phosphoserine phosphatase
Exons: 6
Coding region: 198-869 (223 amino acids)
Biological process (GO): dephosphorylation; L-serine biosynthetic process
Cellular component (GO): cytoplasm
Molecular function (GO): magnesium ion binding; L-phosphoserine phosphatase activity
Source: RefSeq, a predicted model, not a curated record
GACGAACUAAUGGAAAAUCACGGAGAAUACCGCGAUCAAAACUCGUUCGCUAGAAUCCGCUUCCCUCUCUACUACGCGAUCGUCAUACGUUAUCACGUGUAGUGUUUCACAGAGUAUAUGUAGCCAUACGUUAAUCGCGUCGCUUGGAGUGCUCAUUACAAUUUUUGCUCACCGUGUCUUUUUAUUUCGUAGAUGAGAUGGCAAGUUUGGAUAAAAUAAUGAGCAUAUGGAAAUGUGCAGAUGCUAUAACGUUUGAUGUAGAUUCCACUGUCACGACAGAAGAAGGUAUUGAUGAGCUUGCAAAAUUUUGUGGGAAAGGAGAGCAAAUUGCUGAAUUAACUAAACGAGCCAUGCAAGGUGACAUGACAUUCCAACAGUCUUUAUCAGUUAGAUUGCAAAUAAUAAAUCCAAGUUUAGCACAAAUAAAAGAGUUUUUGAAUACUCAUAAAGCAAAACUCACUGAUGGUAUCAAAGAGUUAGUGUCAGCUUUACGAUCCCAUGGGAAGCAAGUGUUUCUUGUCUCUGGUGGUUUCCACUCCCUCAUCAUGCCAAUUGCUGCACAACUUAACAUUCCACCUGAAAAUAUUUAUGCUAACAAAUUGAAAUUUUACUUCACAGGAGAGUAUGCUGGAUUUGACGAGAGUCAGCCAACUUCUAAAAGUGGUGGCAAAGCAGAAGUAAUACGACAUCUUAAAGAAAAGGAAGGAUUCAAGAUUGUUGUCCAUAUUGGUGAUGGCGCGACAGAUUUAGAAGCAUCGCCGCCAGCGGACGCAUUUAUAGGAUUCGGCGGGAAUGUAAUUAGAGAAAAUGUAAAAUUAUGCUCGCAAUGGUAUGUAACGAAUUUUAAUGAUCUCACGAAAAGUUUAUAAUUGUAAAUAUAGUAUAUAAUAUAAAAUAAUAUGCAUAUAUAUAUAUAUAUAUAUAUAUAUAUAUAUAUAUAUAUAUAUAGAGAGAGAGAGAGAGAGAGAGAGAGAGAGAGAGA